Racocetra persica is the source of this 541-nucleotide messenger RNA. Lineage: Eukaryota; Fungi; Glomeromycota; Glomeromycetes; Diversisporales; Gigasporaceae. The record is from the annotation of a GenBank genome assembly.
AUGAAUACAGGUACAUCACUCAUUCUGUGGUCUGGCGAAUUUGGUGGAAUGCAGUUUGGUGGUAUUCAAGCUAGAAAAAAAACUCAAAUUUUUAAAAGAUUACCAUUCAAUUACUGUUCAUUAUCUUUACAACCGUUCGAACAUCCUGUAUGUUCACCCGAUGGAACAAUUUUUGAUCUGAGAAAUAUAUACCCUUAUCUAAAGAAACAUGGUACAAAUCCUGUUACGGGUGAAAAAUUGGAAUCUAAAUCUUUGAUUAAACUUAAUUUUCAUAAGAAUGCAAAUGAUGAAUAUCAUUGUCCUGCAACACUUAGAGUUUUCAAUGAUCACACGCAUAUUGUUGCAAUUAAAACCACUGGCAAUGUUUAUGCGUAUGAAGCCAUUGAACGACUAAAUAUUAAAGUUAAAAAUUGGACAGAUUUAUUAACAGACGAGCCUUUCACAAGAAAAGAUAUAAUAACUUUACAGGAUCCUCAUAAUCUUGAAAAUCGUAAUUUAUCGAACUUUUAUUAUGUGAAGAAUAAUAUAAAAAUAAAUGAAG